This is a messenger RNA of Pygoscelis adeliae (Adelie penguin), 576 nucleotides long. RefSeq names its product proteasome (prosome, macropain) 26S subunit, ATPase, 5 (gene PSMC5). Gene Ontology annotation, biological process: proteasome-mediated ubiquitin-dependent protein catabolic process. Gene Ontology annotation, molecular function: ATP hydrolysis activity; ATP binding; proteasome-activating activity. Gene Ontology annotation, cellular component: proteasome regulatory particle, base subcomplex. Lineage: Eukaryota; Metazoa; Chordata; Aves; Sphenisciformes; Spheniscidae. The record is from RefSeq and is a predicted model, not a curated record.
AUGGAGAUGGACGAUGGGAAAGGUGGCACAGGGCUCCGGCAGUACUACCUGUCCAAGAUCGAGGAGCUGCAGGUGAGCCAGUCCUGGCUGCACAGGAGACGCCCAGCCAGCCUGCCCCAGAAUGGCACCGCUGUGGUGCACCCAGAGGGGAAGUUUGUGGUGGAUGUGGACAAGAACAUCGACAUUAACGACGUGACCCCAAACUGCCGCGUGGCCCUGCGCAACGACAGCUACACGCUGCACAAGAUCCUGCCCAACAAAGUGGACCCUCUCGUGUCCCUGAUGAUGGUGGAGAAGGUUCCGGAUUCCACUUACGAGAUGAUCGGGGGCUUGGACAAGCAGAUAAAGGAGAUCAAGGAAGUGAUCGAGCUGCCGGUCAAGCACCCUGAGCUCUUCGAGGCGCUGGGGAUCGCCCAGCCGCUCCCCGGCCCCCCCGGCACAGGCAAGACCUUGCUGGCCAGGGCUGUGGCCCACCACACCGACUGCACCUUCAUUCGCGUCUCGGGCUCCGAGCUGGUGCAGAAGUUCAUCGGCGAAGGACACCAAGCUCCCCCCAGCUCCGUGGUGCAGCCUUGA